UAUAACCAAUAAUGGAAGAGAACACUCCCUGUAUCCACCACCCAGUUUGAUAAAAUGUUACCAUUAUUUAUUUUAAUAAAAUAUUUUUUAAAAUAAUUUCUGUGUUCCCCGACCACCCUAAAGUCCAGGCUUUCUUGCUAAAAGCAGGUGAAUGUUUGAAAUGAUUUCCUGAAUAUUUUAGGUUCCUAAACAAUAGUCUGGGGAUUAUUUUUAUCUAAAUCACCUGAGUAAUGUAGUAAUUGGGACAACUUGAAGUUGAAACGUGCCCUUUAAAAGAUGGACAGCCCAAAAGAGUGACUGAAAAAUAAUCUUAGUGUUGAGUUAGGAAAAUCUGAGAGCCUCAGCCCAGAAUGCAAAAGGGGGAAUUCUUGUUAACUGUGGCCAAACAGGCAUGCCCUUUCACCUCCUUUUUUAAAAAAAUGGGGCGAGAGGAGGGAGAGUGGGAGGAGAGCACCUUACAAUAAAAGGAACUUGGCGGCAGCAGUCUCCUGGUAUGGCUUAACCAGGCUCCACCCACAGAUUCGAUUUUCCUUUCAAAGGUCAUUGGAGCAUCCCAACAGGGUGUGAGUGCACCAUGUGUAUAAACCUCCAGCAGCCAACUGGCAACUGGUCUCUGAGCCUACAGAAGGGAAAGCAGGAAUCGCCUUGGAAUAAGGGAUUGCAAUUAAAUUUCCUUCUAAGGAAAUAUCGGGACCUUCUCAUUUUGCUUCAUGAAAAUUAUGCUAUGAGUUAGCUUUUGCCAAAUGUCUAUUAAAUGGGUGAAAUGAGCCUCUUCACCCAUGAUUUGACUUCAGCUGCAUCUUUCCUGUACAGCCAGUUUUCCCCUGAGGCUGACUGACCUUGUAGUGUGGCCAGAAACCUACCGCCUGCAAUUAGAGUCAGACCUCUAACCACUGUUUUUUUUUCUCUUCUGAAUGAUGACGUUUACCAUCUUUAUCCUCCGGCUGGCUGUCUGCAUCCUGGCAUCUCCCAUGUACCUGCUGAACUUUCUGGGUUUGUGGAGCUGGAUAUGCCAACAAUGGUUCCCCUACUUCUUGAUGAGGUUCUCUGUGAUAUACAAUGAACAGAUGGCGAGCAAGAAGCGGGAGCUCUUCAGUAACCUGAAGGACUUUGUGGGCCCCUAUGGGGAGCUCUCCCUGCUGGAGGUAGGCUGUGGCACCAGGACCAACUUCAAGGUCUAUCCUCCUGGAAGCAGGGUGACCUGUAUUGACCCAAAUCCCAACUUUGAGAAGUUCUUGAUCAAGAGCGUUGCUGAGAACCAACACCUGCAGUUUGAGCGCUUCGUUGUGGCUGAUGGCUCCGUGGAUGUGGCGGUCUGCACCCUGGUCCUGUGCUCCGUGAAGAACCAGGAGCAGAUCCUCCAGGAGGUGUACAGAGUGCUGAGGCCGGUGAGUGAGGGGGUGUCAGGAGGACUGUUUAGGAGCAACCACAAUCCCCAAGGGCAGUCCUGUCAAUUUCAAGUGAAUCAAACACUUUAACAUAAAAAGUGAAAC
Manis pentadactyla (Chinese pangolin) is the source of this 1493-nucleotide messenger RNA. Its product is annotated as N6-adenosine-methyltransferase TMT1A-like. The coding region runs from base 915 to 1478 and encodes 187 amino acids. Gene Ontology annotation, molecular function: S-adenosylmethionine-dependent methyltransferase activity. The record is from RefSeq and is a predicted model, not a curated record. The transcript has a single exon. Lineage: Eukaryota; Metazoa; Chordata; Mammalia; Pholidota; Manidae.